AUGGCUGCCAAUGGUUCAUCCGACUCGUUCGCCCCAGACACGAUUCUGGCGGCCAUGACGACCAUGCGUGGUGGAGAGCCGGAUAAGAAAAAGGUUGCGAUGGACUACCUGACCAAAUUCCAGAAAUCGAAAGAUGCCUGGACAACAACCCUCACGAUCCUACAGUCCAACGCCGAGGCCGAGGCCAUGCUGUUCGCGGCGACAACGUUGAAGGGAAAGAUUACCUACGAUCUUAUAACACAAGUGCCAGAGGGCGACCUACCUGCACUUCGCGACCAGAUUCUCCUGCUCCUCAAGAAGUUUGCAGCUGGGCCCAAACCAGUUCGGGUGCAGCUCUGUGUCUGCUUGGCAAUACUCGCGAUACAGUUGAGGUCCUGGAAGGAUGUUCUGCCCACUGUUGUGUCUGCCCUUGGAAGCGAUGUCCAGAGCGCUGGGGCUAUCCUCGACUUUCUCCGAGUUCUCCCAGAAGAGGUGACCGAAGGCCGUAAAAUUAACCUCUCUGAAGAUGAGCUCACUGAGAGAACCACCGAGCUCCUGGCCGACAACGCGGAGCAAGUCAUCAACAUCUUUAUCAAUUACGCCCAGUCAUCAGGCGACGCUGCUCACAACCCACAGCUCAUGGAAUGCAUAACUUCGUGGCUACGCGAAAUCCCCAUCGACGCCAUCGGAAAGUCCUCGCUCCUCAACAUUGUGAUCAACGCUUUGGACAAUGAUAACUGCUUGGAAGCCGCCGCCGAGUGCCUCGCUGCUAUUUGCCGAGAGACAAGGGAUGUGGACGACAACAUCGAGAUGAUCCAGAUCCUCCUGCCCAGGGUCGUCGAAUUGCGGUCGCGGAUGCAAAAAGCGGCCGAGGAAGAAGACACUGAGGCAUUCAAGGCUCUAACACGUGUCUUUGCCGAGGCGGGAGACUCGUGGGUUGUCAUCAUCGCCCGUGAACCGUUGCACUUCCGGCCCCUUGUCGAUAUCAUCUUGGAAUGCGCCGCGAGGGACAAGGAUAGGGAUGUUAUCGAGCACACCUUCAACUUCUGGUACGAACUCAAGCAGAUGAUUGUCAUGGAGCGGUAUGUCGACGCUAGGAUGCAUCUGUACGAUGUUUACGCCAAGCUGGUGGAUAUUCUUUUAAAGCAUCUCGAGUAUCCCACAUCCGAGAGUGGGAACGAGCUUGACCUUUUCGACGGUGACCGCGAACAGGAGGAAAAGUUCCGGGAAUUCCGUCAUCAUAUGGGAGACACACUCAAGGACUGCUGUCAGGUGCUGGGUGUCGCGGACUGCUUGACGAAAGUUCUCGAGGCCAUCAAGCUCUGGAUGCAAAAGUAUGCGGGCGAGGCAACUGCGACAUCAGUCCCGCACUGGCAAGAACUUGAAGCUCCCGUCUUCGCUAUGCGCGCUUUGGGACGGAUGGUUGACAAGGACGAGAAGACUGUCUUGCCGCAAUUGAUGCCAUUGCUGGUGCAGAUGCCUAGCCAUGAGAAGCUGCGUUUCGCAACUAUUAUGGUCUUUGGGCGCUACACUGAGUGGACCGCACACCACCCUGAGUUCCUGCAACCACAGUUCAACUACAUUGUUACCUCAUUCGAGGCGGACUCCAAGGACGUUGUCCGGGCUGCCGCUCAAGCCAUCAAGUUCUUCUGCCAGGACUGCAAGAGCCUUCUGAGUGAUCAGGUCGUUCAGCUGCAGUCGUUCUACGACCAGAUACUUGACAAGCUCCCUGUGAUGAGCCAAGAGGAGAUGACGGAAGGAGUCGCCAGUGUUGUCGGCGUACAGAAGAACGAAGAGGUCUACAGGCUUCUAAAGUUAUACUGCGACCCACUGGUGAACCGACUAAUGGUAAAAGCCAACAAUGCCUCGGAUGAAGCGGGAAGAUUGGCGAUCGCUGACCACGUGCAACUCCUCACGCUUUUCGUCCAGAAUGUGGUUCCUCUAGUGGACUUCGGACAGGAGGAUCCCGCUGUCAAAUACUGGCAAGAGGUCUUCCCAAUCCUGUCUACUGUUCUGGACAACUUCUCCGGGUUCUCGCCCAUUUGCGAGAGAAUCUGCAGAUGUUGGCGCAACAUGGUUAUCUCGUACCGCACGGGGAUCACACCUUUGCUGCCGCAGCUGGCCAACAAGCUUGCGGACGGUUUUGUAAAGACUAAGCAAGGUGCUUUCCUGUGGGCAACAGGUGCCAUCCUCAGAGAAUUCUCCGAGGAUCGCGAGCAUGUGGACGACGCCAUCACCGAGAACAUUUAUCAAUUCUUCGAGUCUCAGGCGACAAGCGUACUCAGGGUGAUGAGUGACAUCCCUCCAGCGGAGUUGCCCGAUAUUAUCGAGGACUUUUUCCGACUGCUGACGGAUGCGUUACUCUACUACCCUCACAAGCUGAUCUUCUCACCACUCCUCGCCCCGAUCUUCCAGGCCGGUGUCUCCUCUCUGGCGUUGGAGCAGCGUGAUCCACUGUCGGCGACAUUACAUUAUCUUCGGGAUCUACUCACUUACGGUGGAAGCAACCCCGCGUCAACCAUGCAGCUCGGACCUGCUUCUGAUCAGAUGCAAGCCACCGUCAAACAGCUUCUAGUGGCGCACGGUGAGCCACUGGUCAAGGCGAUCUUGGCAGGCAUGAUGAUCACAUUUCCCCGGGACUGUUUUGCUGACGGCAGCGGCGUGCUCCUGGAGCUGUUCGAGCUGCUGCCUUCCGAGACCACGGCGUGGGUGGAGCGGACGAUCAAAAUGCUGCCCGAGGGCACAGUCAGCCCUGUCGAGGCGAACAGGCUGAUCACGAAAAUCAAGGAGAGGUUAUCCGCAAACGAUGCUGGAGGACUGAGGCAGGUAAGAGUGCUACUGCAGGAUUUCACUAACACGUACCGGCGGCGGUACGUUGCCCCGCGAGACGGGCUGGGGCAGCUGGAGGGGGCUCGGUUCCACUAUGAAGGAUAG
Messenger RNA from Diaporthe citri, 2913 nucleotides. RefSeq lists its product as uncharacterized. Gene Ontology annotation, biological process: protein import into nucleus. The transcript has 6 exons. Gene Ontology annotation, cellular component: cytoplasm; nuclear membrane. The record is from RefSeq and is a predicted model, not a curated record. Gene Ontology annotation, molecular function: small GTPase binding. The coding region runs from base 1 to 2913 and encodes 970 amino acids. NCBI's taxonomy places the organism in Eukaryota, Fungi, Ascomycota, Sordariomycetes, Diaporthales, Diaporthaceae.